CCAAUCGACCUAGACACCACGCUCGCUGGCGACAGGGACCGUUCUCCAAGUUGGCCCGGGCGGGACGAACGAGUCGCCAAGUCGCAGAGUCUCAUUUUGAGAAAGAUUUUGAGCACAGUGACCGCCUAGUUUUGGCGCGCUUGCAGCCUUCGCCAGCAUGUCGUACGCCGCCCCGGCGAUCCUCCAGAACCCCUGGCAAGUCGUGGAUGACCCGGCGGGCAGACGCUUCUGGCUCAAUUCGACGACGGGCGAGACGCGAGCGCUCACACCCGUCCUAGGCCCUCCGCCAGGCCCUCCGCCUACAGGGUUAGAGGAUGCCGACGCGGCGGCCGCAGCGGAAAGAUACGCGGCCCCUGAGGACGGGGAAGACGGCUUGGCCGCGGCCGUCGCGUCGGCCCGGAUCUCGGACGAGCAGCCGCCACCGCCGCCGCCGCGGCCCGCCCGCUGGACCCGCUACGUCGACGACGCGUCGGGCCGGCCCUACUGGCACGACACCGUGUCCGGCCUGACCACCUGGGACGAUCCCGCCGCGUGCGCGGCCGACGACCACCUCGCGGCCGAGGCGCCCCCCCGGGCCGUGAGCCCCCCACUCCGCGUGACGCUCGCUCCUGACGAGCACGAACAGGAGGUGGAGCGCAAGGUCGUCGAUCUUUUCCUGGAUCCUGCAUACGACGAGCCGAUGAUGAUUGCUGGCUUCCGCACCAGGGGCCGGAGGUGUACACGCCCAUUAAAUUGGUGGUUCGAGGAAGGCUGGUCGAUCGAGCGCGACAUCACGCUGGGCUACCAACGAGGUGGGCCGCCGACGAAAUUCUUCGUGCUCGUCCGCAAGAAGCCGCUCCCGCGCGCGCGGCAGGUCGAUUAG
Molecule: messenger RNA, 862 nt
Organism: Pelagomonas calceolata
Lineage: Eukaryota; Pelagophyceae; Pelagomonadales; Pelagomonadaceae
Source: the annotation of a GenBank genome assembly